UAAGCCACCAAUCUAGCUGGAGGACCAAUUCAGUCUACGGCGAAAGCUCCUGGUGAAAAGAUCGGGUUUCGGUUCGAGGAUCGUCACUGGAAAAAAAGGUGGUGCAUCUGAAGAAAGCCUUUCCUUUCGUUUUUCGUUGAUCGUUGGUAUCGAUAUCCAGGGGGAGCGAAUCGGCAAGAGUCAUCGUCAUCGCUGCUAGAUCUGGACUAAAGAAGCAGCAUUUGUGUGGAUUCUCGACGGUUUCUGAACUGCAAGUCUUGAUAUCGAUUUAUUGGUUGGUUUUUGAAGCGGUGAGUGAGUUAUGAGUGGAUUUCAGUGUAGUAAAGUGCCGUGUUAAUUGCAAGAGUCACGUGUAAAUCCGAAACAAAGUGCAACUUUAACUUCUGAACAACAACAAAAAUUCUGCUGCUCAGUUUGGUGAUUCCUGUCGAGAAAGUAUCGAAUUUUCUAUCACAAUGAAAUUUACCCCGCCGCCAAGUUCCCUCCGGGGGCCACUCGUCAUCCCGGACAAGAUCAUGAUGGGCCCGGGGCCGUCCAACUGUUCGAAACGUGUCCUCGCGGCGUUGAACAACACCUGCCUCAGCAACUUCCACGACGAGCUGUUCCAGGUCAUCGACGAAGUCAAAGACGGCCUGCGGUACAUUUUCCAAACCGAAAACCGAACCACCAUGUGCAUCACCGGUUCGGCUCACACCGGCAUGGAAGCUCUGCUGUGCAAUCUACUGGAAGAGGGAGACAUCGUACUCAUCGCCAACAACGGUAUCUGGGCAGAGCGAGCGAUCAAUAUGGCCACCCGAUAUGGAGCGGACGUCCGGGUAUUGGAGGGACCGGCCGACAAACCUUUCUCGAUGACCGAUUUCAAAAAAGCGAUCGAACAACACAGGCCGAAAUGUCUGUUCGUAGUUCAUGGAGACUCGUCUUCUGGACUUCUCCAACCUCUGGAAGGUCUGGGGAAAAUCUGCCACGACUAUGACUGCCUUCUGCUCGUAGAUGCCGUGGCUAGCCUUUGUGGUGUCCCGUUCUACAUGGACAAAUGGGAGAUCGAUGGCGUCUAUACCGGGUCACAGAAGGUGCUGGGAGCCCCACCUGGAAUAACGCCCAUUUCCAUCAGCCCGAAAGCAUUAGAAGUAAUUCGGUCACGAAAAACGCCAUCCAAAGUAUUCUACUGGGACCUGUUAAUCUUGGGCAACUACUGGGGAUGCUACGACGAGCAGAAACGUUAUCAUCACACCGUGCCUUCCAACCUGAUAUUUGCUCUCCGGGAAGCCAUAGCCCAGAUAGCUGAAGAAGGUCUUGAGCCAGUCAUACGGCGAAGACAGGAAUGUGCCGAGCAAAUGUAUCGCGGUCUGCAGGCAAUGGGUUUAGAAAUAUUCGUCAAAGAUCCCGAGUACCGGUUACCGACCGUGACCUGUAUUAUGAUCCCAAAGGGCGUCAACUGGUGGAAGGUCUCCGAAUACGCCAUGAACAACUUUUCGCUGGAGAUCCAGGGUGGAUUUGGCCCGACGAUGGGAAUUGCGUGGCGAGCUGGUAUCAUGGGCGAGAGUUCAACACUUCAGCGGGUAAACUUCUAUCUGUAUGCGUUCAAGGAAUCUCUCAAAGCUACCCAUCCGGAUUACGUAUUUGAGAAAAAGAACGGCCAAACAAAUGGAACGAAGUAACCUCGUCGUACAGUUGAACUACUGUAUGCAGAAAAAGGAUAAACACAAUUUUUAAUGCUGUUUUUGGAUGAUCAAACUAAAUAGAAGAUUAAACAACUAAUAUUCAAUAAAUUUAUCAAAUUGUGAGCAGAUGAUAAUUUUAA
Aedes aegypti (yellow fever mosquito) is the source of this 1801-nucleotide messenger RNA. Its product is annotated as serine--pyruvate aminotransferase. NCBI's taxonomy places the organism in Eukaryota, Metazoa, Arthropoda, Insecta, Diptera, Culicidae. The transcript has 4 exons. Bases 456 to 1658 code for a protein of 400 amino acids. Gene Ontology annotation, molecular function: L-serine:pyruvate transaminase activity; L-alanine:glyoxylate transaminase activity. Gene Ontology annotation, cellular component: peroxisome. The record is from RefSeq and is a predicted model, not a curated record.